UUUCUACGCUUGCCUGCCGAGACACCUUCAAGGACAAUAUUAACCGUGACAUCAGCUGGGACAUUUCCUUGUACGAUUCUCGCUUACAAUUAUAUAGGGGCUAAAAAUUAUUUUAUAUACUUAAUACUACGACUGACCAGGAUUGUUAUCCAACUGGAGAUGUCGAUCUGUGACGAAAUUUGAUUUGGCGAAUGUCAGUGUGAAUGCUAACACUAAAGGGAUUGUAAAAUUAAGGAAAGAUGACAUUAGCAACAGUCAGUCACAGGUGGUCCUCUGGAAAAUGACACAACAGAAUGUUUCCUCAAGGAAAUUUCUAUAACACGGAUUUUUAAAAAAGAAAUCCGAGAGAAAAAUCAGUGAAAAUAAUGAAAGCGGAGGAUAAAGAAUCCGUCAUUUCCAAUGAGGAGAAAAAAUGUGUGAAAAACAAUUCGGAAAAGAAAUAUUUUUAUACUUUGGAAACUGACCUCCUCCCUUUCAAACUAUUUUACUUCUCCUUUUAUGGAGCUCUCGGGGCGGUUUUUCCGUUUAUGUCUCUAUAUCUGAAGCAGUUAGGACUGAGUCCACGAGAAAUCGGAAUCUUGGCUGGAGUUAGGCCUAUCUUAGGAUUCUGUAGCGGUCCUUUAUGGGGGUCAUUUGCCGAUAGAUGGCGUAUGCGGAGAUGCCUCCUUGUGGUCAGUACCCUAGGAUGGGUGGCAUUUAUAAUGGGUAUAGGAUUCGUGACCCCUCCCCGUAAAUCCGAGGAGAAAUGUCGAGACGUUGGGUUAAACAUUUCUGAGCCAGAUAAUGCAUCUGUUCCAUUUGACCUUAAUGUGACAAUGAACGAGGGUCUGAGGAUAAAUCGUGCAGAACUCCUGGAAAGUCGGGGCUGGAUGUUCAACACGGAUGAUCUUCAGAGGGUUUUCUAUAUUGUCUUUGUUUUGGUGAUUUUUGGAGAACUUGUUCAGUCUCCCACUUCCUCUCUCGCGGACUCCGGCUGUCUUGAACACCUUGGAAGCGAGAACAUGAACAAGUAUGGCUUCCAGAGAAGCUGGGGUUCCCUAGGAUUUGGAGCUCUGUCUAUCAGCGCUGGAGGAGUGGUCGCCUUGAACAGAUACAAGUUUGAGAUCUGUGGAUUUAGUUUCCAGAUGAGUGACUACAGAAUAUGUUUCUACUUUUUUGCUGGCUGCAUGGUUUUCACUUUCAUUGCUGCCCUGAUGUAUAAAUUUCCGAAACAAGAAGAAGAAAAAUCCAAUGGGAAACCAAUCCCAGCUGUGAUGGGGACUUUUAAGCUAUUCUGCUCUAUACAUUAUGCCUCCUGGCUGUUUGUUGCAUUCUUUAUGGGUGUGUCCAACGGUCUUAUAUGGGGCUUUUUAUACUGGCACUUGGAGAAUAUAGGGGCCACCCAGUUAUUAGUGGGCAUAGGCUCCGUGGUAAGCUGUACCUCCGAGGCACUGAUGUUUUUAGUUGUAUUCUACAUUUUUAAACAUAUAUCCUACUCGACCUUUAUGGUGCUCGGUCUGCUGGGAUAUAUCUGUAGAUUUUGUGUGUUUGCAUCGGUCACAAACCCUUGGCUAGUACUACCAGUAGAAAUAUUUCAAGGUUGUACCUAUGCUGGUGUAUGGAGUGCCAUGACGGCCUAUAUGUGUUCUGCAGUACCUCAGGAAAACCUGGCUACUAUGCAGGGGAUCCUUCACGGCGUCUAUUGGGGUCUGGGGUCCGGAUGCGGAAGUUUGAUUGGCGGAAUUCUGGUUCAGAGACUAGGUGCUCCAAUGACUUUCUGGAUUUUUGCCGGUGCUUCCGGUUUUCAUCUAGUAUUUUUUGUUAUAGCGCAAAAAUUCACUAAAGGCCGUCCCUUGGCAGAGGAAUAUGAAGAAAUUGUGAGCUAUACUCCACAGAAGCAGAAUGGUGAAAUAGACUAUGACAAACUCUCGUAUCACUGAUAUUGUCCUCGUAUAAGUGUUGAUAUUUUCCGUGGAAGAAGUUUCCCUAAAGAUAGUGAUAGUAUUAGUGACAAUGGACUUUAUUGACACAGUGUUGUAUUGUGAUUAUGUACAAUUUUAUCAAAAACAUUUAUUGCUGGAGUUGUAUAAAUUUAAAAAAAUUUGGAAAUAUCGAAAUAUAUACUUUUUUUUAGCUUAACAAUUAAUUUCCGUCUGAAAUAAUUUUAAGGUUCAUAAAUCCUCUGCUCACUCAUAUUAGAUGUUGCUUGAACCUUAAUGAUUUUCCUAAAGAAAUGUAUUUGAUAAGUAAAUAACAAACACUUUUGACAUAUCUUGCGGGGCAAAAUUGGGCAAAAAAGACACUGCAACUUGGCAAAUCUAUAAAGGAAUAAUAGACAUGUAUGUAAUUAAGAGUUAUCUCUCCUCAGAGUAUCGAUGAACCUUGAAGAAGAUUUUUAUUCCACUAUACACUAUAUUUAAGCCCAGUCAAACAAGAUAUAUUCAUCAAUAUAUAGAGAUUAUAUGAAAAUACCGUGCCGUUGAUGAAAAUUAACAUGUAUCGAAAUAAUCAAAUGCUUGAUAUUUAUAUAGAUAUAGCUCAAGAGAAAAGGUUGAUCUUAAAACAUGUAAUUAUACAAUUUUGAAGAAGCAAACUUUUUGAUUCACUCAUUCAAAUUGAUUUACAUGUUCUUCCCAAAAACAUAUUUUCAACUAAAAUGAGACGCUAUCAUAAGACGGUGUUUGAAAGCACUCACCUUUGUAUCUGGCUGACUAGCAAAGAAAAUGCAACAGUUUCUUUAAUUUACAAAACAUAUAUUUUAUUGAGCAUAAAAUACAAACUUGAACAUAUCACUCAUAAGCUUCUUAUAAGUGAUUCACGUAUAAA
This is a messenger RNA of Saccostrea cuccullata (small rock oyster), 2805 nucleotides long. RefSeq names its product major facilitator superfamily domain-containing protein 6-like. The transcript has 8 exons. Lineage: Eukaryota; Metazoa; Mollusca; Bivalvia; Ostreida; Ostreidae. The coding region runs from base 366 to 1919 and encodes 517 amino acids. The record is from RefSeq and is a predicted model, not a curated record. Gene Ontology annotation, cellular component: plasma membrane.